UCAAUCUGUUGAUUUGGUUUGACACGGUUUUUUUGAAUAGCCCUAAUUUUACAUAGAUUUUCUCAAAAGUUUGUUGUCAAACUUGUGUUUUCAAAUGCUUGCCUGUUUUGCUUAGCAUGGUCAAGUCUGAAUUCGUGUCAAACCAGUGAAAGGAAAUGCACACCGUGUAUCUGUGUAUGUCAUUAGGAACCUCCUAUUUCUCGGUACGGGUUUAUUGAGAAGUUCUAACGGAGGCCUAUUAACUGUGUAUUAAGAAUUCUUUCUGGGCUAGAUUGAUUUUCUUUCUAGAAUAAUUUAAUAAAAGUUGAUCAAGUAACCAAAUUUUGGACGCCAACCCAACCAACCAAACCCCACAGCCUCCUCACUUUCUCACGACAGGAUUGCUCACUGGUAUUGUAUUGGUUCCUCGGCCAGUAGCCUACCUCAACCCAUAUGACCUUAUCAAAAUGUGCAGAAAAUAUCAAUAUCAAAAGCAAGAUGGAUUUACGUAUGAACUCUUUCAAACAGGAAUCAUCACCUGUCUUUAUCAUGUUGAAACAUUUUGUUAAACCAGAACAACUAAUUUUCUAAUUCCAUGUCUAAACUCUUCCUAUAUAAAUGUCUCUGCUUUCGAAAGGAGUGUACAGAUUUCCAUUUCAUUGCCAUUCAUCUGCCUCCAAGUUAACAAUACUCUACGGCUUCACUUGCAGGUUUUGUUCUUCAGUAGUGUAAUCCAAUGGAAGUUGUGGAAAAUAAGAAGUUUGACGUUUGUGUAAAGCAAUUCGAACCAACACUGGUUCCUCCAGCGGAAGAGACGCAGAAGGGUCUAUAUUUCCUCUCAAAUCUGGACCAGAACAUUGCAGUCAUUGUUCAGACCAUUUACUGCUUCAAAUCAGAUAUAAAAGGAAUUGAGGAAGCUGUGGAGGUUAUCAAGAAUGCCUUGUCAAGAGUUCUUGUACACUACUACCCGGCUGCAGGGCGGCUCACAAUUAGCUCAGGAGGAAAGCUGAUAGUGGAUUGCACUGGUGAGGGUGCUGUCUUUGUUGAGGCUGAAGCAAAUUGUACAAUUGAUGCGAUCGGAGAUAUAACAAAACCGGAUCCUGUCAUUCUUGGAAAGUUGGUUUAUGACAUUCCUGGUGCACAGAACAUACUUCAGAUACCUCCGCUGGUGGCCCAGGUAACUAGGUUCAAAUGUGGAGGAUUUGUUCUGGGGUUGGGCAUGAACCAUUGCUUGUUUGAUGGUAUUGGUGCUAUGGAGUUUGUAAAUUCAUGGAGCGAAACCGCAAGGGGCUUGCCUCUAAAAGUCCCUCCAUUUCUUGACAGGAGGAUACUCAAAGCCCGAAACCCCCCCAACGUCGAGUUCCCACACCAUGAAUUUGCUGAGAUAGAGGACAUAUCUGAAACAAGCAAGGUUUACAAAGAGGAAAUGCGAUAUAGUUCCUUCUGUUUCGAGCCAGAGAAGCUUGAACGACUGAAGAAAAAGGCAAUGAAAGAUGGAGUUUUAACCAAGUGCACUACAUUUGAGGCCCUCUCGGCCUUUGUGUGGCGCGCUCGAUGCAAGGCAUUAAGAAUGAGGCCUGAUCAACAGACUAAACUACUCUUUGCAGUCGAUGGACGGUCUAAAUUUGUGCCACCACUUCCUGAAGGUUACUCUGGCAAUGGAAUUGUGUUAACAAAUUCACUUUGCAGUGCUGGUGAGUUGCUAGAGAACUCCAUGUCCUAUGCAGUUGGGCUGGUACAAGAAGCAGUGAAUGUGGUUACAGACAGUUAUAUGAGAUCCGCGAUCGACUAUUUUGAGAUGACAAGAGCUAGGCCUUCUUUAUCUGCUACUCUUCUGAUUACUACAUGGUCUAGGCUAUCAUUCCACAGUACAGAUUUCGGAUGGGGAGAACCAGUUUUUUCAGGUCCUGUUGCAUUGCCUGAGAAGGAAGUGAUUAUGUUCCUCUCCCAUGGAAAAGAAAGGAAAAGCAUAAAUGUGCUUCUGGGUCUUCCAGCUUCUGCUAUGAAAACUUUUGAAGAACUAAUGCAGAUAUGAAACAUUAUAGGCCGACUCAAUCUUAUGGCCAACGGAACGAUCACACUUCCUUACCCGCGUGAGUUGGAUCCAUAUCCAAAUCCAUCAUAACAAAUUGAAUACUUGAUUACAUUUUUCUAUUUAAUUUAAGAUACACCAACAAUAAGUCCUCUU
Molecule: messenger RNA, 2167 nt
Organism: Tripterygium wilfordii
Lineage: Eukaryota; Viridiplantae; Streptophyta; Magnoliopsida; Celastrales; Celastraceae
Product: omega-hydroxypalmitate O-feruloyl transferase-like
Exons: 3
Coding region: 716-2014 (432 amino acids)
Molecular function (GO): acyltransferase activity, transferring groups other than amino-acyl groups
Source: RefSeq, a predicted model, not a curated record